AUGUCUCUGUCAAGUCGACAAACAGCUAUUGUUAACCCUCCACCACCAGAAUAUAUAAAUACUAAGAAGAAUGGGCGAUUGACAAAUCAACUGCAGUAUCUACAAAAAGUUGUCCUGAAGGCUUUAUGGAAGCAUAGUUUUUCCUGGCCUUUUCAGCAGCCUGUGGAUGCUGUGAAACUAAAGUUGCCAGAUUAUUAUACCAUUAUAAAGACCCCAAUGGAUUUAAAUACAAUUAAGAAGCGCUUAGAACAUAAGUAUUAUGUGAAGGCUUCAGAAUGUAUAGCAGACUUCAACAUAAUGUUCUCAAAUUGUUAUUUAUACAACAAGCCUGGAGAUGACAUUGUUCUUAUGGCACAAGCUCUAGAGAAGUUGUUUAGGCAGAGAUUAUCUCACAUGCCGCAAGAAGAACAAAUUGUGGGUGGUAAAGAAAGAAUAAAGAAAGGCAUUCAACAUAAUGUAGCAGUUUCUUCUGUUAAAGAAAAACAAUCCCCCAAAGCACUAGAAAAAGUAUUUAAGCCACAAGUGAUUCCCUCUGUAUUUCCUGAGACAUCAGUUUCUCCUUCAAACAUGGCACAAGAUACUCCACUCAACUCUGCCUCACAAACAGUGGCCCAAGUUACAAGGGGUGUGAAGAGGAAAGCAGAUACCACAACUCCUACAACUUCAGUAGUUAAAGCAAGUGGUGAAUCUUCCCCAAUGCUUGCAGAAAAACAAUCAGUGAAAAUGCCACCUAUAAAAGAAAAUGUGCUGAAGACUGUUUUGCCAGAUUCUCAGCAACAAUGUAAAGUUGUAAAGAAUGUUAAAGUGACUGAACAGUUACGGCACUGUAGUGAGAUUCUUAAAGAAAUGCUUGCAAAGAAACACUUAUCCUAUGCGUGGCCCUUUUAUAAUCCUGUUGAUGUUAAUGCUUUGGGGCUCCAUAACUACUAUGAUAUUGUGAAAAAUCCAAUGGAUCUUGGUACUAUUAAGGGAAAAAUGGACAACCAAGAAUAUAAAGAUGCAUAUGAAUUUGCUGCAGAUGUUAGAUUAAUGUUCAUGAAUUGCUACAAAUACAAUCCUCCAGAUCAUGAAGUAGUGACAAUGGCAAGAAUGCUCCAGGAUGUUUUUGAAAUGCAUUUUGCGAAAAUCCCAGAUGAACCUGUUGAGAGUAUGCCCGUCUGCUACAUCAAAACAGAUACCACAAAAAUCCUUGGUAGAGAAAGCAGUAGUGAAGCUUCGUCUGAAGAAAACUCUUCUGGUGAUUCUGAAGAUGAACGAGUUCAACGUCUUGCAAAGCUUCAGGAGCAGCUGAAAGCUGUUCAUCAACAGCUACAGGUUCUCUCCCAAGUCCCUCUCCAUAAGCUAAAGAAAAAGAGUAAGUCUAAAAGGGAAAAGAAGAAAGAAAAGGCUAAUAACAGAGAUGAAAAUCCAAGAAAAAAGUUUAAGCAAGUGAAAUUAAAGGGAAAGUCCAAAAACAAUCAGCCAAAGAAGAGGAGGAAACAACAGGUGUUUGCUCUGAAACCUGAAGUUGAGGGUAAUGCUAAGCCUAUGAACUAUGAUGAGAAAAGGCAGCUAAGCUUGGAUAUAAACAAACUCCCUGGAGAAAAACUUGGGCGAGUCGUUCAUAUAAUACAUUCAAGAGAGCCAUCUCUGAGAAAUUCCAACCCUGACGAGAUAGAGAUAGACUUUGAAACACUGAAAGCAUCAACACUGAGAGAACUGGAAAAGUAUGUUGCCGCAUGUCUGCGAAAAAGACCGCUAAAACCUCAUGGUAAGAAAAUAACAAAGUCCAAAGAAGAAUUUCAUUCACAGAAAAAACAGGAGUUGGAAAAGCGGUUGCUGGAUGUCAAUAAUCAAUUAAAUUCUAGAAAAUGUCAAACAAAACCUGAGAAAGCGCAGCCCCCCCCGGCUGUUGGCAGUGGUUCCCGGCUGAGCGAGAGCAGCAGCAGCAGCGGGGGCGGCAGCAGCAGCUCCUCGGAGGCCGAGAGCCGUAGCAGCGAGUCAGGCUCGUCCGGCAGCAGUGAUUCCGAAUCAGAAAUGUUUCCUAAAUUUACUGGAGUAAAACAGAAUGAUUCUCCUAAAGAACAAGUAAAAGUAAAAGGAACAUACAUACUGCCUGAAGGAGGGAUUUAUAUGACUCAAAUACAGUCUUCUGUGCAAGAUAAAGCAUCUGCAAAAACCACCCUUGUUUGUCAGACUUCAUAUUCAUGUGAAACACUACCAAAUCACCACCAGUUACCAUUUAAUCAUCAAGCAGUAGAACAUUUACAGAGUGUGAAAAACAUUUCACCUUUACAAAUUCUGCCUUCCUCAGGUGAUUCUGAACAACAUUUGAACGGCCUAACUGUGACGCAUCAGUCUGGUGAUAAUGACACAGUGGUGUUAGAAUCUGAAUGUCAAGUACCUGUGCAGAAGGAUAUAAAGAUCAAGAAUGCAGACUCUUGGAAAAGUUUAGGCAAACCAGUCAAAACAUCUGGUGUACUGAAAUCCUCAGAUGAGCUCUUCAACCAAUUUAGAAAAGCAGCAAUAGAAAAAGAAGUAAAAGCUCGAACACAGGAACUAAUACGGAAACAUCUGGAACAGAAUACAAAGGAACCAAAAAUAUGUCAAGAAAAUCAGAGGGACCUUGGCUUUACUCAAGAAUCUUUUUCAAAUAAGACACAAAACCAGUACCUUGGAGAAGAACAGAAAGAACAUCAGCAGUCUUCGGAAGCUCAAGAUAAAUACAAACUCUGGCUUCUCAAAGGCCGUAAUUUAGCGAGGGAGAAAGAGCAAGAGCGGAGGAGGAGAGAAGCAAUGGCUGGUACCAUUGAUAUGACUCUUCAAAGUGACAUUAUGACAAUGUUUGAAAACAACUUUGAUUAA
Mirounga angustirostris (Northern elephant seal) is the source of this 2844-nucleotide messenger RNA. RefSeq names its product bromodomain testis associated (gene BRDT). The transcript is spliced from 19 exons. Lineage: Eukaryota; Metazoa; Chordata; Mammalia; Carnivora; Phocidae. Gene Ontology annotation, biological process: chromatin remodeling; regulation of DNA-templated transcription. Gene Ontology annotation, cellular component: chromatin; nucleus. Bases 1 to 2844 code for a protein of 947 amino acids. The record is from RefSeq and is a predicted model, not a curated record.